GUAAAUAUUAACACGUCAUACAUCUUUCCAACAAUAAAAGAGUUAACACUAGACUCGUCAGAGGGAGCAUACAGAGCUAGCCCGCUGGCUUUUCGGCGUAAAAAUGUGCUGUCAAAAUGUUGGACGACGGCAAGUUUGCAUUUUUGUGUCGACAUGCAUCGCAUUCUUUGGGUUCGGAAUCUGGAGAGAAAUCUACAUUAUAACCCCGAUGGAGCUGCCAAGAAUUCGGCAUAACGUCCUGGACAUCAGACAGACAAACCGUAGCAACAACAUCAAGGUCCUCAGCAACAACAACGGUUCUCACAACAACCACGGCUGCAAGUGCAACAACAACAGCACUGGCGCCGGAGACACCGUAUCGGAGAAUGACACAGUGAAAAUUUACGAUCAGGAUAACGAAAACAACAUGAAGACAUCUCCGUGCGGUCCAGAAGUGAGGCACUUGGCGUUUGUGAAGGUGCACAAGGCAGGAUCUACGACCGUAAUGAACAUUCUGGAGAGAUUUGCCUACAAGAGAAAUCUCCUGCUGGCUCUGCCACAAAAAGCCAACAUUUUGCAUUAUGGAUUUUCAAACAUUGUACCUCGCCCGAAAAAUUCCCCCUUUGACAUGCUGAUCACUCAUGUGGACCACUACGACCGGAAACUAUUUGCCAGUGUCUUGCCCGCUGACACCAAAUAUAUCGGGAUCAUUCGUGAGCCUUUGAUGCUGAGCAUCUCGGCAUUUGAGUAUUACCACAGAAAUUACGGAUUGUACAAAAAUGUACCAGGCAAAGAGAAACUUCGGGAGUAUUUGCAGCACAGGGCAAUGUACGAGCCUAAGCAGGCGUCAAUGUCUUAUACAAACAACCGCAUGUCGUAUGAUUUUGGAUUACCGCAGAAGUCAUUCCACGAUGAAGCAGCCAUUAAGAAGUUUCUCUUCCAGCUCGACUCGGAAAUGGAUCUAGUUUUGGUCGUGGAGAAAUUCUCCGAAUCUCUGGUACUUCUAAAGCGACUGAUGUGCUGGCAGUUGAAAGAUGUAUUAUAUAUUACGAGAAACAAAAACGAUCAGAAGGACAGUGUACAUUUCUCAGCAGACGAAAUGAAGUAUCACAGAGACUUUUCAUUGGCCGAUAAUAUGCUUUAUGAUUACUUCACCAAUCGUUUGAAUGAGAAACUUCAAGCUGAAAGAAACGAUUUCCAAGAAGAGGUCGAUCUUUUAAAGUCCAUGUUGCCAAAAGUGAGCUCGUUUUGCCAAAAAGCCAGCAGUAAUAACUGGAAGACGACAGAAAGGCUAGUUUUUAACAAAACAAAAUUCAAUGACGUUUUCCAAGUCGAUCUAAAAGACUGUCGCCUGAUGCUGUUAAGGGAAUUGACUUUCGUAGAUUUGUCUCGGAGUAAGAAUUUGGAAAUAGAGCUCCUGGAUAUGCGCAAUUUACCUCCUAGUUUUUGAUAAAUUCCUAGCCCUUAAACAAAAUGCAGCUCUUUUAACUGCUCACAGUUCAGGUUCGUGCAUUUGGUAAUCUCCUAGUCCUUAAACAAAAUAGUACUCUUGUACUCUACUGGUAGUGUCCAAAUGAAAAUAGUAUUACAUAUUGUCAGCAGACAUUGUGUACAGCCUUUUUCAAGUAUUAAAUGCUUUCACAGUCAGUCAGUAAGCAUUGGCCAUUUCCAGGUGUCAAUAUUAGUGCCACUGAAUAAGGACCGUUUAAGGUGAUUUCCAAGUACAUGUAUUACAAGUUGAUAGAGCCAGUCAGCACAAACCGUUUACAGUAUUUUCCAAGUAUUAAAUGGUGACAGAGCCAGUCAACAAGAGCUGUUUACGAUCUUUUCCAUGUAUAAAAUGGUAAAACAGAUA
Liolophura sinensis is the source of this 1834-nucleotide messenger RNA. Its product is annotated as galactose-3-O-sulfotransferase 2-like. The transcript has 2 exons. The coding region runs from base 104 to 1429 and encodes 441 amino acids. Lineage: Eukaryota; Metazoa; Mollusca; Polyplacophora; Chitonida; Chitonidae. The record is from RefSeq and is a predicted model, not a curated record. Gene Ontology annotation, biological process: glycolipid biosynthetic process. Gene Ontology annotation, molecular function: galactosylceramide sulfotransferase activity. Gene Ontology annotation, cellular component: membrane.